AUGCGCUAUCGAACAAGCUACCUAGUGCCCUGUGAGCACGAGCUGCGCCCCAUCGUUGCCCCAAUCGUCGCCCAAAUCGUCGCCCCCACCACUCGCCCGCUCAGUCUGUUCAGUUCGCUCCAGUUCACUUCAGUCGUCCGCCUCGAUGCUGCCGUGGCACCUUCGAAAUCCUGCCCUUCACCCACCAAACAACAACCCCCCGCCCUCCUCCUCCAUCCUCGUCGUUCCGCAGAACAGACCGUCAUCGCCCACCGCCAUAACAUAGCAGCGCUGUCCAGCCUCCCUCCCCCCCCCGAUCCUCGAGCUGCCACCAUGAUCGACGACGAGAAGAGUGCGGCGACGAGCGGGGCUGAAGAGAUCCCAUCUCGUCCUUCCGUCACCGUCGGCAAGUUUGACGAUAACCUGGAACCCUUCUCGUACGACGAAGAUGACGACCGCUUCAGCUACGUCACCCAGCAGCAGCAGCAGCAGACGGCGACGGAGCAUGACCUUAACGUCACCGAGGAUGACCUGCUCGAGGCCAAGGAGCUCGCCUCCCAGUACACGCUCGGCGAGGUCCGCGACAUCAUGAUGCGUGUCCGCCGCAUACACGAAAAGGACCCCAACUUCCCCUCCACCGUCAUCCAGAAGAUAAAGGCCUUCCUCGACAACGACGACGUCUUCGCCUCGCCCGAGGAGCACCAGCACCUCAUCCAGGAGAUGAAGCUCGAGGCCGCCCUCGUCACCUCCAACAGCCCCUACGCCGAGGUCCGCGCCGUCGUCAGCAACAAGGACGACCCCAAGACGCCCUGCUCCACCAUCCGCAGCUGGGCCAUCGGCCUCUUCUUCUCCGUCCUGCUCGCCUUCAUCAACCAGCUCUUCGACAUCCGCCAACCCGCCAUCCGCGUCAUGGCCAACGUCGCCCAGCUGCUCGCCUACCCCAUCGGCAAGGCCGCCGAGAAUUGGCUCCCCGACGCCGGUGUCAGCUUCGCCGGCGUCCGUCACUCCCUCAACCCGGGGCCCUUCACCCGCAAGGAGCACAUGCUCAUCACCAUCAUGGCCAAUGUCGCCUACAACACGCCCUACACCAACUACAUCAUCUGGGUCCAGUACCUGCCCCAGUACUUUGACCAGCCCUACGCCUCCCACUUCGCCUACCAACUGCUCAUCGCCCUCGCCACCAACUUCAUCGGCUACGGCAUGGCCGGCGUCUGCCGUCGCUUCCUCGUCUACCCCUCCUACUGCGUCUGGCCCGCCUCCCUCGUCACCAUCGCCCUCAACUCGGCCUUCCACACCGACGCCAACCCGCCGGUCGAGGGCCCCUUCCGCCGCAUCUGGCGCAUCUCGCGCAUCAAGUUCUUCUACCUCAUGUUCGCCGCCAUGUUCGUCUGGUUCUGGUUCCCCAACUACCUCUGGGUCAGCCUCUCCAAGUUCAACUGGAUCAGCUGGAUCGCCCCGGGCCACCGCGACGUCAACGUCAUCACCGGCAUCAACCACGGCCUCGGCGUCAACCCCUUCCCGACCUGGGACUGGAACGUCCUCCUCUGGGACUCGGCCGACCCCCUCAUGGUGCCCUUCUUCAGCACCCUGAACCGCUUCAUCGGCGUCUUCGCCUCCUUCUGGAUCGUCCUCGGCUUCUGGUACAAGAACGUCUACGACACCGGCUACCUGCCCAUCAACACGAACCGCGUCUACGACCACUUCGCCCAGCUCUACAACAUCACCCUCGCCACCGACGACCGCGGCCUCUUCGACCAGGCAAAGUACUCGGCCUACUCGCCGCCCUUCCUCGGCGCCGGGAACAUCGUCAUCUACAUGUUCUUCUUCGGCAUCUACACCUCCACCCUGACCUACGCCCUCCUCUACCACCGCCACGAGAUCGUCAUGGGCUUCAAGGCCCUCUACAACAGCUUGCGCAGGAAGAAGCCCGUCCGCGAGGAGACCGUCCUUGACGUCCACAGCCGCCUCAUGAAGGCCUACCCCGAGGUCCCCGAGUGGUGGUACCUCGCCUGCCUCGCCUGCGCCAUCGGCCUCGGCAUCGCCGGCAUCGCCGGCUGGGACACUCACACCUCGCCCGCCGUCAUCUUCUUCGGCCUCGCCCUCUGCGUCAUCUUCGUCAUCCCCGUCGGCAUCAUCAAGGCCAUGACGGGCAUCGAGGUCACCCUCAACGUCCUCGCCGAGUUCGUCGGCGGCUCCUGGGUCGACGGCAACGCCCUCGCCAUGAAUUACUUCAAGUCCUUCGGCUACGUCACCUGCGCCCACGCCGUCUGGUUCUGCAAUGACUUGAAGCUCGCCCACUACGUCAAGAUCCCGCCCCGCCACACCUUUGUCGCCCAGAUCAUUGCCACCUUCAUCAGCACCAUCGUCUGCAUCGGCGUCCUCAACUUUCAGCUGCAGAACAUCGACGGCGUCUGCACCCCGGACGCCCAGUACAAGCUGACCUGCCCCGGCGUCAACACCUUCUUCACCGCCUCCGUUCUCUGGGGCACCGUCGGCCCCCAGAAGAUCUUUGGGCACGACGGCCAGUACAGCGCCACCCUCCUCGGUUUCCCCCUCGGCGUUCUCAUCGUCGUCGUGUUCUGGGGACUCGGCAAGAAGUUCCCUCACUGGACCUGGGUCCGCCAGAUCCACCCUGUCGCCAUCAUGUACGGCGGCAUCGUCUGGGCGCCCUACAACAUGUCUUACGUCUGGCCCUCGGUGCCCAUCGCCUACUUCUCGUGGAUCUAUCUCAAAUCCCGAUAUCUCGGGUUGUGGUCCAAGUACAACUUCGUUCUCUCGGCCGCCUGGUCGUGCGGUAUCGCCAUCGCCGGCAUCAUCAUCUUCUUCAGCCUCCAGUACACGUCAACCGAUCUCGACUGGUGGGGGAACGUCGUGUCGGAGAGGGGCUGCGAAGGCGACGCCUGUCGGCUCAAGACGCUCGCCCCGGGAGAGUACUUCGGGCCUCGGGUAGGCGAGUUUCAAUGA
Messenger RNA from Drechmeria coniospora, 2943 nucleotides. RefSeq names its product oligopeptide transporter. Bases 1 to 2943 code for a protein of 980 amino acids. The record is from RefSeq and is a predicted model, not a curated record. Gene Ontology annotation, biological process: transmembrane transport. The transcript is spliced from 4 exons. Lineage: Eukaryota; Fungi; Ascomycota; Sordariomycetes; Hypocreales; Ophiocordycipitaceae. Gene Ontology annotation, molecular function: oligopeptide transmembrane transporter activity.